Messenger RNA from Pongo pygmaeus (Bornean orangutan), 4284 nucleotides. It is a transcript of the gene SYTL4, whose product is annotated as synaptotagmin like 4. Gene Ontology annotation, biological process: intracellular protein transport; exocytosis. Lineage: Eukaryota; Metazoa; Chordata; Mammalia; Primates; Hominidae. The record is from RefSeq and is a predicted model, not a curated record. Bases 220 to 2550 code for a protein of 776 amino acids. The transcript is spliced from 17 exons. Gene Ontology annotation, cellular component: plasma membrane; exocytic vesicle. Gene Ontology annotation, molecular function: neurexin family protein binding; phospholipid binding; small GTPase binding.
AGGGAAAGUUGCAGCUUUUUCCGCCUCCUGGGAGGGUGAGAAGGGCCGGCUGCCGGAGCUGGGUUGCGAUCUUCCCGGAGCCGGAGACCCUCCCUCGAAACCGGCACUGGGACGUCUCGCUCUCUGGAGGCACUUGUUGCAGGUGACAGGCAACUCUGGUAGCUCUCCUUGUCUGGUUGUUUUGAAGAAAGAAGAGUAGAAGAAAAAGUUGAAUAAAUCAUGUCGGAGUUACUGGACCUUUCUUUUCUGUCUGAGGAGGAAAAGGAUUUGAUUCUCAGUGUUCUACAGCGAGAUGAGGAGGUCCGGAAAGCAGAUGAGAAAAGGAUUAGGCGAUUAAAGAAUGAGUUACUGGAGAUAAAAAGGAAAGGGGCCAAGAGGGGCAGCCAACACUACAGUGAUCGGACCUGUGCCCGGUGCCAGGAAAGCCUGGGCCGUUUGAGUCCCAAAACCAAUACUUGUCGGGGUUGUAAUCACCUGGUGUGUCGGGACUGCCGCAUACAGGAAAGCAAUGGUACCUGGAGGUGCAAGGUGUGCGCCAAGGAAAUAGAGUUGAAGAAAGCAACUGGGGACUGGUUUUAUGACCAGAAAGUGAAUCGCUUUGCUUACCGGACAGGUAGUGAGAUAAUCAGGAUGUCCCUGCGCCACAAAACUGCAGUGAGUAAAAGAGAGACAGUGGGACAGUCCCUCCUUCAUCAGACACAGAUGGGUGACAUCUGGCCAGGAAGAAAGAUCAUUCAGGAGCGGCAGAAGGAGCCCAGUGUGCUAUUUGAAGUGCCAAAGCUGAAAAGUGGAAAGAGUGCAUUGGAAGCUGAGAGUGAGAGUCUGGAUAGCUUCACAGCUGACUCGGAUAGCACCUCCAGGAGAGACUCUCUGGAUAAAUCUGGCCUCUUUCCAGAAUGGAAGAAGAUGUCUGCUCCCAAAUCUCAAGUAGAAAAGGAAACUCAGCCUGGAGGUCAAAAUGUGGUAUUUGUGGAUGAGGGUGAGAUGAUAUUUAAGAAGAACACCAGAAAAAUCCUCAGGCCUUCAGAGUACACUAAAUCUGUGAUAGAUCUUCGCCCAGAAGAUGUGGGACAUGAAAGUGGCUCCUUGGGAGACAGAAGCAAAUCCGUCCCAGGCCUCAAUGUGGAUAUGGAAGAGGAAGAAGAAGAAGAAGAAGACAUUGACCACCUAGUGAAGUUACAUCGCCAGAAGCUAGCCAGAAGCAGCAUGCAAAGUGGCUCCUCCAUGAGUACAAUCGGCAGCAUGAUGAGCAUCUACAGUGAAGCUGGUGAUUUCGGGAACAUCUUUGUGACUGGCAGGAUUGCCUUUUCCCUGAAGUAUGAGCAGCAAACCCAGAGUCUGGUUAUCCAUGUGAAGGACUGCCAUCAGCUGGCCUAUGCUGAUGAAGCCAAGAAGCGCUCUAACCCAUAUGUGAAGACUUACCUUCUGCCUGACAAGUCCCGCCAAGGAAAAAGAAAAACCAGCAUCAAGCGGGACACUAUUAAUCCACUAUAUGAUGAGACGCUCAGGUAUGAGAUCCCAGAAUCUCUGCUGGCCCAGAGGACCCUGCAGUUCUCAGUUUGGCAUCAUGGCCGUUUUGGCAGAAACACUUUCCUUGGAGAGGCAGAGAUCCAGAUGGAUUCCUGGAAGCUUGAUAAGAAACUGGAUCAUUGCCUCCCUUUACAUGGAAAGAUCAGUGCUGAGUCCCUGACUGGCUUGCCAUCACACAAAGGCGAGUUGGUGGUUUCAUUGAAAUACAUCCCAGCCUCCAAACCCCCUGUUGGAGGUGACCGGAAAAAGAGUAAAGGUGGGGAAGGGGGAGAGCUCCAGGUGUGGAUCAAAGAAGCCAAGAACUUGACGGCUGCCAAAGCAGGAGGGACUUCAGACAGCUUUGUCAAGGGAUACCUCCUUCCCAUGAGGAACAAGGCCAGUAAACGUAAAACUCCUGUGAUGAAGAAGACCCUGAAUCCUCACUACAACCAUACAUUUGUCUACAAUGGUGUGAGGCUGGAAGAUCUACAACAUAUGUGCCUGGAACUGACUGUGUGGGACCGGGAGCCCCUGGCCAGCAAUGACUUCCUGGGAGGGGUCAGGCUGGGUGUUGGCACUGUUAACAUUCAGCCAAUACUUAUUGAGUGCCUACUGUGUGCCAGGACUAGGGGAAGGCUGAGCUCAUGCACUGAUACGUGCACAGAUAAAUGUGACCCUGAUUGCCAGGAACUCCAUAAUCUUCCCACCAAAAAAAUCUACAAACCUACCUAUAUGUAUGUACCUAUACAUUCCAUCUUCCAUGCUGUUAAUAAUGAAAGAAGGGUCAUUGCUAGCAAAAGCCAAGCUCUCUCCAAGUGCUCUGGGCUACCUCCCCCCACCCUUCUCGAUGACCUCACUUCUAUAAUCUUCAUCUCUCAGUUUCAUCCUCCCUACCUACCAGGGGUGAAUACAGAUAUGCUCUGGUAUUUCCAAUAUUAUGAAACAAAAACAAACCUUUCCUUGACUACACAUUCCCCUUCUAGUUUCUUAGAAAGAAUUGUCUCCACUUCUCACCUCUCCUUCAGCUCUCCUUCACUGUGAUCUGGCUUUUGUCCCACCACUCUGCUGAGCAGUUGCUCUUGCCAAAGUGUUGUUCUCAUCUCACUAGAAUUUUCAGCACUGUUUAACAUGGUAGAUCACUCCUCUUCGCUUGAAACACUGAACUUCUAUUGACACUGCAUUCUGAUUCCCUUUUAAGUCACUGCUCACCCCUUCUCAGUUUUCUUUGUAGGUGCUGCAUUCUAUACCCAAACUCUAAAUGUUGGUGCUUGGCAGAGCUUAGUCUCGGAUCCUCUUCUUUGCCCUCUCCCUAGUCUCUGCACUUGUAUAUUAAUAUACUUAUAUAUUAAUAAUCACACGGAACAUUUAACAUGAAGCAUAUAGACUGAUGUUUUUACACAUGUAAGCCAAUUCAUGUCAGUCCCCUGUUAAAACCCCUCAGUGGCUUUCUGUUGUGCUUAGAAAACAAUCCAAAGUUCUUACUAUGCCUACAGGCCCCUGUGUAACCUGGGUCCUCUAUUCCUUUCUGAUCCAUCUUGUAUCACUCUUCCCCUUGCUCACUAUGCUUCAACCACAAUGACUUUCUGCUCUCCAAAUAUACCAAGCUCACUCCCACUUCAGAACCUUUGCAAUUAUUGUUUUCUCUGAAUGGAAAGUCUGGUUCUUUCUUAUCCUUCAGGUCUUGGCUCAAAUGUCACCUUCUCAGAGAGUCCUCAGACCACUCCAUCUGCACAGUAGUUCCUGAGUCAGGCACUACACAUCACCCUGUUUAUUUACAUCAUGAUAUUAACCUCACUAUCUGAAAUACUCUUACUGGUUUGCUUGUAUAUUUUCUGUCUUCUCUAUUCAAAUGAAAGUUGCCUGAGGACAGAGACUUUUUCUGCUUUGUUUACUAAGUGUCUCUAGAGCCUAGAAGAGUACCUGGCACACAGUAGGCACUCAAUAAAUGUUUGCUGAAUUAAUGGAUGAAUAUACAAGAGAAUAGGAAUGGGGCCACAUACGAUCCUCACUUCUGACCUGGAGUCUGCAGCUAGAGGAGAGGCAUUUAGCUUUAAAAGAAAAAAGUUGGCCAGGCGCGGUGGCUCACACCUGUAAUCCCAGCACUUUGGGAGGCUAGGCGGGUGGAUCACCAGGUCAAGAGAUCGAGACCAUCCUGGCCAACGUGGUGAAACCCCGUCUCUACUAAAAAUACAAAAAAAUUAGCUGGGCGUGGUGGCGCAGGCCUGUAGUCCCAGCUACUCCCGAGGCUGAGGCGGGAGAAUCGCUUGAACCCAGGAGGCAGAGGUUGCAGUGAGCCAAGAUUGUGCCACUGCACUCCAGCCUGGCGACAGAGCGAGGCUCCGUCUCAAAUUAAUAAUAAUAAUAAAAGAAAAAUGUUUUAAGUACAGUUGGCAAUAGCUCUGGCGUGAGUUGUCAGGCACUAGAACUCUGUAACAGCCUCAGAAUAAGAAGUCUCUAGUGACUGCGUGCCAUUUGGAGUCUGAUUUCAUCAACCCAGAGUCUCUUGACAGAGUCUCAGGAGGUACAGGUGAGGGAGCACUUCCCAGACUGCUGUGGCCAUUAGCCCAUCUUCAUAGGAAACUGUCUGUUAUGGGGUGGCUAAUCUUGCUGUACAACCCAUCUUCCCUGGUGGGCUGAGAAUGGGGCCCCUCUUUAGCCUCCUCUGGUGUUUCUCCUCAGGGAUCAGUAAUGGGGAAGUGGUGGACUGGAUGGACUCGACUGGGGAAGAAGUGAGCCUGUGGCAGAAGAUGCGACAGUACCCAGGGUCUUGGGCAG